This is a messenger RNA of Aplosporella prunicola CBS 121167, 1278 nucleotides long. RefSeq lists its product as uncharacterized. Bases 1 to 1278 code for a protein of 425 amino acids. The record is from RefSeq and is a predicted model, not a curated record. Gene Ontology annotation, molecular function: acetate kinase activity. The transcript has 3 exons. Gene Ontology annotation, biological process: acetate metabolic process; phosphorylation. Lineage: Eukaryota; Fungi; Ascomycota; Dothideomycetes; Botryosphaeriales; Aplosporellaceae.
AUGCCCAAAAUCAUUCUCUCUAUAAAUGCUGGCUCGUCGUCCGUUAAGGUCUCGGUCUAUGCUACAAACGGCAAGGCCGAGGAUCCUACCGAACUCGCCGAAGCCUCCAUCUCCGGCUUGACUGCACCACCUGCAAAACUCAAGUACAAGCGUGGCGACUACAGCAUCAAGGACAAAGAACUUGAAGACAUUGACUACCAGGAGGGUGCCUUCAGGUAUAUCAUCAGCCAGUUGCUGGAAGACGAAGGUCUCCCAGAGCUGGGCCAUAAGGAUGACAUUAGCUUUGCGUGCCAUCGUGUCGUCCAUGGCGGAGAUUAUCCUCACGCUCAGGUCAUUGACGUAGACACCUACCACCACAUCGAAACACUCUCGGACUUGGCCCCACUUCACAAUGCCGGUGCCCUUACUAUCGUUCGUGCCGUAAGCAAGGAGCUCCCCAACACCACCAACAUAGCCUACUUUGACUCUUCCUUCCACACCACCAUCCCCGAGCACGUCCGCACCUACCCCAUCGACCAAAAGAUAGCCAGCCACAACAAGCUCCGCAAAUACGGCUUCCACGGGAUCUCAUACGCGUUCAUCGUCAAAGCCGUAGCGCAGCACCUAGGCAAGCCGCUAGACGCCCUCAACAUCAUCGCGCUGCACCUGGGCUCUGGCGCAUCGGCGUGUGUCAUUAAGAACGGCCAAUCCUGGGACACGACGAUGGGGCUGACGCCGCUGGCAGGGCUGCCCGGCGCGACGCGCAGCGGCAGCAUCGACCCGUCGCUCGUGUUCCACUACACGCACGAGGCGGGCAUGCCGUCGCGCAGCAGCACCAAGGAAAUGCACAUUACGCAGGCGGAAGAGAUCCUGAACAAGCAGUCGGGCUGGUCCGCGCUGGCAGGGACGACGGACUUUGGCCAGAUCUCGGCGUCCGAUGACCCGCGGUGCAAGCUUGCGUUUGAGAUCUUCGCUGACCGUAUUCUCGGCUACGUCGGGAGCUACUACCUCAAGCUGGAGGGCGAGGUCGACGCGCUCGUCUUUGCUGGCGGCAUCGGCGAGAAGGGCGCCAGGCUGCGCGAGCGCGUCGUCGCUGGUGCCAAGUGUCUGGGGUUUGAGAUCGACCGCGAGAGGAACGAGAAGGCGGGGGAGGCGGAGGCUAAGGUCACUGAUGUCGGCGCUGAGGCCUCGAAGCACAGAGUCUUGGUUUGUCGCACGGAUGAGCAGCUGGAGAUGGCCAGGGGCUGUGUGGCCGAGGCGGAUACGUUUCUGAGUAAGAGCGCGGAGGCGCAGUCGUGA